Daldinia decipiens is the source of this 2057-nucleotide messenger RNA. RefSeq names its product BAR domain-containing protein. NCBI's taxonomy places the organism in Eukaryota, Fungi, Ascomycota, Sordariomycetes, Xylariales, Hypoxylaceae. The record is from RefSeq and is a predicted model, not a curated record. The coding region runs from base 458 to 1420 and encodes 320 amino acids. Gene Ontology annotation, cellular component: cytoplasm. The transcript is spliced from 6 exons. Gene Ontology annotation, molecular function: protein binding.
UUGUCUUCUUAUGGGAACUUUGUGUUUAUCCCAUGUGACUGUUGAUUAUAGGUACCUAACCUCUAUAUGUGAGCUUCAUAUACAUCACGAGUCUAUAAGUGCAUGGCAGCUGCGUUACAGCUGAUUCCUUGAAUUCGCACAUGUUUCGCAUGUAGGGGUGGAUGUAAAAAACUCACGUGUCGGGAAACACCUAGUAGGGUAGUUAGCGUGACUGCCGCCAGCUGACAGCGGUAGUAUGCCCCUGACAAAACCAGCAAAGGAUAAACUGAUUAGGCAGUUGAUUACGCCAAACUCGAAUGUGCCUUCGUAAGUAGAAUGUGGAAUCUGCAACAUUUUGAAACAUCUCUCAAGUCUAUUGAUUUUCUAACACCCGAACCUCGAGCGAAUAACUUAACCUCCAUAACCUCCAUAACCUCCACAUUUUGUUAUACCAUCUUUGCCUUCUUCAACCGCCAACAUGGACAAUUUUAAGGCUUUUGGUAGCAGCUUGAGCUCUAUUGGCUCCCAGAUUACCCCCUUCGCCUCUCGUACUUUUCAGUACACUAAGGAGCAGCUUGGCCAGGCCGAGGAUAAGACCCAACUUCCUCCUGAUUAUAUCGAUCUUGAAAAGCGAGUGGAUGCCCUAAAGCAAGUCCAUCAGAAGAUGCUUGCAGUGACCUCGCAAUACUCGCACGAACCUUACGAUUACCCUAACAACCUCAAGGAGAGCUUUUCGGACCUUGGCCGUACCGUCAGCGAGAAGGUUCAGCUCCUCUCUGCUGCUACCACCCCCGCCGAAGCUCAGGCCGCCUUGACUGCACCCCCCACCGCAAAGCCCCAGCCCAAGACUUUCUCCCACGCCAUCGCCCGAGCCAGCUUAGCAAGCUCUCAGAUUCUGCACCAGCAACACACCGGCGCCGGCGAGGACCCUCUCGCGACUGCGCUCGAGAAGUAUGCGCUGGUUAGCGAGCGACUGGGCGAGGCCCGCCUUGCGCAGGACGCCCAGAUCCAGAGCCAUUACCUGGCCGGCUGGAACACUACCCUGAACACCAACCUGAUGUUCGCAACCCGUGCGCGCAAGAACGUCGAGAAGGCGCGCUUGACCCUCGACUCGGUCAAGGCCCGUGUUAAGGGAAAUACCUGGAAGAUCGGACAACAGCCGCGCGAGGAUCACCACGCCGAGGAGCUGAGCGCCGAGGCCCAGGAGGAGAUUGAGAAGGCCGAGGACGAAUUCGUCACUCAGACCGAAGAGGCUGUGAGCGUCAUGAAAAACGUUCUGGAUACUCCUGAGCCUCUUCGCAACCUUGCCGAGCUCGUUGCUGCCCAGCUCGAGUACCACAAGAAGGCCGCCGAGAUCUUGAGCGAGCUUUCUCCUAUCAUUGAGGGUCUGCAGGUUGAGCAGGAGGCCAACUACCGCAAGAGCCGCGAGAGUGCUUCGUAGAUGAUUGAUACCCGCAAACCUCAUAAACACGACGGAAGAUAUCCAUUGUAGGGCUUUGCAAAAACCGACUGGGACCGGGCUACUCUAAAAGCCUACAAGGACGGUGGCAGAUCUGUCAGGAUUCUAUUUACUUUUACUUUUUUUUUUUUUGCUGCUUGAUCUGACAUGUUGCGUGUUUGAGCAAGUGUGAUAUAGACGAGAGUGAAGCAGUCAAAAAAAUUCCCUAGCGGAAUUCCUUGAUGCCUUGUUUUCUGCUUCCGUUUGGAAGACGAUGAAUUGAGACGGUUUUGCAAAUAUGAAGGUUGUACAUGUGAUACUCGUGGCUUCGUAAUGUGACGAUGUGACGAUGUGAGGACUAUACUCGUUCCCUAUUUUAUUUUUUGAUGGAAUCGCGGUGGACAGAUUAUUAUUCUCGCAAUGGUAGGUCAACUAGCAGUUCAGAUCAUAUGGGAUACAACUGGGUGUUGUUGGUAUGAUAAGUUAUUAUGAGUGACUUAUUCUACCCAGAUACAUAGGUACCUAGGUAUAUGUUGUAUCCCGUAAAAACUAGACGAUUUGCGAAAUGAAAAUGAUUGCACGACAAUAUAGAACUUGAAUAGUUUAUUUAAUAUGUUCAGAAUAAUAGGUAGGGUUUAGU